GUAAUCCAAACCUUUUUCUUUGAGACCAAACAAAUGGAAUUUUCAUUCCAAAUUUCAGCAGCUCCAACUCCAAGAUCUUCUCCUUUAACAUUCAGCUAAAACAAGCAAACUAGCUCCAAGUCAGAACAAAGACCAUGUCUUUAGCUUCAACUAGUCACCUCUCUCUCUGUUCUUCACCACCCUUGCCAAGAACGGCUUUAACCAAGCAGACCCCACUUCUGUUUUCUCAAACCAAGCUUCUUUCAUCCAAGAAUUGGUCAUCCCUGAGCACUUCAACCUGUUUUCUAAAUACCCAAUUGGUAAAGCUGUCAAUUUUUGUCGUAAAAGCAUCGGAAACUGAGUCUCAAACAUCGAAACCAGCAGCAGAAAGUGGAAAUGAAGAAGGAGGAGAGGAAGCAUUUGAAGAAUAUGAGGUAGAAGUGGUGCAGCCUUAUGGGCUGAAAUUUGCCAAGGGUAGAGAUGGUGGAACUUACAUUGAUGCGAUUGCAGCUGGUGGAUCUGCUGAUAAAACUGGCAAGUUCAGUGUUGGGGAUAAAGUACUUGCCACCAGUGCAGUUUUCGGGGAUGAAAUAUGGGCUGCUGCUGAAUAUGGGAGGACAAUGUACACCAUUCGCCAGAGGGUCGGUCCACUUCUAAUGAGAAUGCAGAAGAGAAACGGCAAGAUAGAUAAUUCAGGUGAAUUAACAGAAAAGGAGAUUAUCAGAGCUGAAAGGAAUUCUGGUGUAGUUAGCAACAAAGUGAGGGAAAUCCAAAUGCAAAACUACUUGAAGAAAAAGGAACAAAAAGCAAGGAGAGAAAGUGAACUUCGAGAAGGGCUGCAGCUUUACAAGAAAGCCAAAUAUGAGGAAGCAUUGGAGAAAUUUGAGUCUGUACUAGGAUUAAAACCAGAGUUAGAUGAAGCUUCGGUGGCAAGUUACAAUGUUGCUUGUUGUUAUUCUAAGCUUAAUCAGAUACAAGCUGGGCUCUCUGCACUUGAGGAUGCCCUGAAAGCUGGCUUUGAAGACUUCAAGAGAAUCCGGACUGAUCCUGACCUAGCCAAUGUAAGAGCAUCUGAGGAAUUUGAUCCUCUAUUGAAAAGAUUUGACGAAUCAUUCAUCAAUGAGAAUGCCAUCAAUGCCAUAAAAUCUCUAUUUGGAAUUUUCAACAAGAAAUAGAGUCACGAGUUACUUUGGAAAUUAAAGGACUUGAACUGGUGUGCGUUUGAGCUUACUACAAAGUCAACAAAGGGAUUGACUAAGGCAUCAGCCAUUUGAUGCUUCAGAUGGAUCAGUUUCGCCAGUAUCUAUUUGUUCAUGGCUUUAGUUUUGGAUGAGUUUUGAGUAAUUUUUGUUUACUGUACUUAUUUCCAUUUUUUUUCUUCUCUGAUGAGAGUCUUCUAUUUGUAAUUUGCAAGAAUUGAAGAUAGAAGGAAACUUAAGAGGGUUACGAAAAGUUUCAUA
Molecule: messenger RNA, 1439 nt
Organism: Prunus persica (peach)
Lineage: Eukaryota; Viridiplantae; Streptophyta; Magnoliopsida; Rosales; Rosaceae
Exons: 7
Coding region: 135-1154 (339 amino acids)
Molecular function (GO): protein binding
Source: RefSeq, a predicted model, not a curated record